AAGAUUGCAGCCAGUGCAUGCAGAGUCAUACAGACUGAGAAGCAGCAGAGAGUGUCUGUGAGUGUGUGACUGAUCAUCUGUGUGAAUAAAAUCAUAAUAAUAAUAAAAGACUCACUUGGGUGUACCGUGUGAACAGAAGGCUGAUCUCAGAGCAGAGGAGACAGGAUCACAGUGAAGGAGGAGGAAGGUGAUAAGAGUCAGAGACAUCAGAGCGUGGAACAGGUUCCUUCUGCAGCACUCAGCCUCAGCAGACAUGCCCAACUUUGCCGGCAACUGGAAGAUGAAGAGGAGUGAGAAUUUUGAUGAACUUCUCAAAGCCCUUGGCGUGAACGCCAUGCUGAGGAAGGUGGCUGUGGCUGCGGCCUCCAACCCUCAAGUGGAGAUCCGUCAGGAUGGUGAGCAGUUCUACAUCAAAACGUCCACCAGUGUGCGCACCACCGAGAUCAACUUCCACAUUGGUGAAGAGUUUGACGAGGAGACGGUGGAUGGACGAAAGUGCAAGAGUCUUGCCACCUGGGAGACAGAAAACAAGAUUCACUGUCAGCAGACUCUGGUGGACGGUGAUGGCCCCAUAACCUACUGGACCCGAGAGCUGAACGGGGAUGAGCUCAUACUGACGUUCGGGGCAGAUGACGUAGUGUGUACGAGGAUUUACGUCCGGGAAUGAAACAUUCAUCUUGACGAAGCACAUUUAAGCCUGCCAUGCUAACUUACUAACCCAUUUACCAAGUACUUUCUGUAAUCUCUCAGUAUCAGUCAUAAUAAUCUCCAUAUACAGUAGCUACAUUUCUGUAAUUUGUUUAUUUGUGGUGAACUUUGUGUCUGCAGUGCAGUAGCUGGAUAUCUGUGUCCAUAUCUGCAACCCUGGUCAGCUGUUAAUAUAGGAAUGACUCAUCACUUACUUCAAUCAAGUGUUCAUGUUUGAUUAAAGGAAAUGUUAAAAAACAAAUAAAAAAAAGGGAACAAACAGCA
Molecule: messenger RNA, 972 nt
Organism: Melanotaenia boesemani (Boeseman's rainbowfish)
Lineage: Eukaryota; Metazoa; Chordata; Actinopteri; Atheriniformes; Melanotaeniidae
Gene: crabp1a
Product: cellular retinoic acid binding protein 1a
Exons: 4
Coding region: 254-667 (137 amino acids)
Biological process (GO): fatty acid transport
Cellular component (GO): nucleus; cytosol
Molecular function (GO): fatty acid binding
Source: RefSeq, a predicted model, not a curated record